Molecule: messenger RNA, 2496 nt
Organism: Eubalaena glacialis (North Atlantic right whale)
Lineage: Eukaryota; Metazoa; Chordata; Mammalia; Artiodactyla; Balaenidae
Gene: FBLN5
Product: fibulin 5
Exons: 12
Coding region: 340-1686 (448 amino acids)
Molecular function (GO): calcium ion binding
Source: RefSeq, a predicted model, not a curated record
CCUGCACUUGCCCGCCAAUCGCCUCCCGUAGAGAUGCUGGGAGCCCGAGUGUGGCUGCUCUGCCGCCCGGGAAAGGGCUCUCCUCCCAGCACUGAGCACUUGGUCCUGGCAGACGCCCCAAGAUUGUUGUGAGGAGUCUAGCCAGUUGCUCUCCAGUGGCUCGGAGGACCCAGGCUCUCCCCUUGUCCUCUCCUCGCCUCGCUCGUCCCCCCUGGAAUAAAAGUAUCGGCGAGCCCCACAGGCCCAGAGGAGGCCGAAGUUCAGGAACUGCUCCGAGGGUCCCGCGCUGAGAGCUCUCCCUCUUUUCCCCCUUGCUUCUCCUGCCCACGCAUCUUGGACAUGCCAGGAUUAAAAAGGAUACUCACUGUGACCAUUCUGGCUCUCUGUCUUCCAAGUCCUGGGAAUGCACAGCAACAAUGCACUAACGGCUUUGACCUGGACCGCUCGUCAGGACAGUGUUUAGAUAUUGAUGAGUGCCGGACCAUCCCCGAGGCCUGCCGAGGAGACAUGAUGUGUGUUAACCAAAACGGCGGGUAUUUAUGCAUCCCCCGAACAAACCCAGUGUAUCGAGGGCCCUACUCGAACCCCUACUCCAACCCCUACUCAGGUCCGUACCCAGCAGCUGCACCCCCGCUGUCAGCUCCAAACUACCCCACGAUUUCGAGACCUCUCAUGUGUCGCCUUGGAUACCAGAUGGAUGAAGGCAACCAGUGUGUAGAUGUGGACGAGUGUGCAACGGAUUCCCACCAGUGCAACCCUACCCAGAUUUGCAUCAACACAGAAGGAGGGUAUACCUGCUCCUGCACUGACGGCUAUUGGCUGCUCGAAGGCCAGUGCUUAGACAUUGAUGAAUGUCGCUAUGGCUACUGCCAGCAGCUGUGUGCGAAUGUUCCUGGAUCUUAUUCCUGUACGUGCAACCCUGGUUUCACCCUCAACGAGGAUGGAAGGUCUUGCCAAGACGUGAACGAGUGUGCAACUGAGAACCCCUGCGUGCAGACCUGCGUCAACACCUAUGGCUCUUUCAUCUGCCGCUGCGACCCGGGAUAUGAACUUGAGGAUGAUGGAGUUCAUUGCAGUGAUAUGGACGAGUGCAGCUUCUCUGAGUUCCUCUGCCAACAUGAGUGUGUGAACCAGCCUGGCACGUACUUCUGCUCCUGCCCAGCUGGCUACAUCCUGCUGGAUGACAACCGAAGCUGCCAGGACAUCAACGAGUGUGAGCACAGAAACCACACGUGCAUCCUGCAGCAGACUUGCUACAACUUGCAAGGGGGCUUCAAGUGCAUUGACCCCAUCCGCUGCGAGGAGCCUUAUUUGCGGAUCAGCGAUAACCGCUGUAUGUGUCCCGCUGAGAAUCCUGGCUGCAGAGACCAGCCCUUCACCAUCUUGUACCGGGAUAUGGACGUGGUGUCUGGACGCUCUGUUCCUGCUGAUAUCUUCCAAAUGCAAGCAACGACCCGCUACCCUGGGGCUUAUUACAUUUUCCAGAUCAAGUCUGGGAAUGAGGGCAGAGAAUUCUAUAUGCGGCAAACAGGCCCCAUCAGUGCCACCCUGGUGAUGACACGCCCCAUCAAAGGGCCCCGGGACGUACAGCUGGACUUGGAAAUGAUCACUGUCAACACCGUCAUCAACUUCAGAGGCAGCUCCGUGAUCCGACUGCGGAUAUACGUGUCUCAGUACCCAUUCUGAGCCCUGGGCUGGAGCCUCUGACACUGCCUCUCAACAGCACCAAGGGACAGGAGAAGCGAAGAAACCAGAGAGAGAAUGAGAGCGAGAAAGACGUGACGCCCUUCCUGCUGAACGUCUCCUGGGGAGUCAGCCCCGAGUCCCGACCACGCCUGUAUUAUUAUAAACCCCGUCACUUUGAAGGACAUGCUUCCCCAGUUGCUAUGACACAGUUAUCAAAAAGCAUUAUCAUUGGCACCCUAACCUGAGAUCGAUGGUGAUUUUUCAAGGCCUUCAGUUUAUUUCCAUAUUUUUGAAAGAAAAUAGAUUAGGUUGGCUGGGGUCUGAGUCCACGUUCAAAAACUGUGAACCGCUUCCUCUCACCUCCUCCAGGCCUUCUUUCUAUCUCUCGCUGAUUGCUUCUUUGCCAAGGCCCAAAAUGCUCCUGGGGAUGCUGGGUGUAGCUAGCUUGCUUCUUGCAUGUACAGAGAAGGCUAUGGAAAGAAACCACAGCAGGAUCUAAGGGUUUUUAAAGAGUCUAUUUCAAAGCCAUGUCUGGUAUUUUCAGCCAUAAAAGAAGUUUUAGUUGUCCUUAAAUCUGUAUAACUGUUUAAUCUUUUCUUGUUCAUUUGAGUAUUUUUUUUUUUAAUCCGCGGUAGAAUUCCUUCAAAAGACCUUAAGGCACAUGUUAUGUUCUGUCUUCCCAAACCCAGUCUCCUCUCCAUUUUAGCCCAACGUUUUCUUUGAGGACCCCUUCAUCAUGCUUUUUUAAGAAUUUUUACACAACUGGGUUGGAAGGCAGAGGUCUCCAAACUGAUUAAAUAUUUGAAGAGA